Molecule: messenger RNA, 838 nt
Organism: Vitrella brassicaformis
Lineage: Eukaryota; Vitrellaceae
Source: the annotation of a GenBank genome assembly
CCACGCCGUGCAGUGACUCUAGUAAGAGAUGGAAAGAGCUUCGUCAAUGCCGUGAAGAGCUUGAAGCAAUGGAUCGUUCAAAGUCAGUGUCUGACUGUCACAGUCACGACGUCUAUGGCACUCGCGUAUGUACAGAACAGGGAAGGGCAAGACAACUUCGCCAUCGGACAUUCACCGUCAGCCGGUUUCAUUCAAAUGUGUAGUAUUUCUUGAUCGCUUUGGUCACUACAGACAGACAGCCAGACAGACACACGCGAACCCCCUGUGUCCCUACCCUGGUAUACGUCAUGUGUCCACGUGUGCUUGUGCGCCAGCUCACCGUCCCACUUGCAAGUCAUGCCCUUGGGGAAUUUGACGAGAUCGCCCGCCUGGAUCAGCACCGGCGUGCCGCCGGUCGGCGUCACCGUCACCUCACCUGUAGGCAAUGCACCCAACCACAUGAUGCAAUCACACAUACCAGCAGCGCGUAAGCCACCAGUCUAUGUAGCAAAUCAAAUCAUGAUAUCACCUUCUAUGACGUAGGCCGUUUCAUUGUCCGAGUAAGUCCACGAGAAGUUGCUGACCUCGCAGCCCCAUGUGCCCCAUCCCUUCACACCCAAGGAGUCCAACUUAGCCUGCACAGAAUGCAGUAAAGCAGAGCAGCAGCAUGGCGAUGCGUUGCAUUCAUAAAGCAUCUCGCAGUGUGUGAUUCCUGCACAGAUCUAUACCUGCGGCGGCUGCCUUUCCACGUCUAUCUUCCAUUGCGGUCGUGCGCCAAUCUGAAUCAUGGACAAGAAGCUGCCUUUUGGAUGUUCGUCAGCUGCUCCUGGGCAGCUCCUCCGCCGGCCCUUGCAAACAG